This is a messenger RNA of Carica papaya (papaya), 3232 nucleotides long. RefSeq names its product HAUS augmin-like complex subunit (gene AUG5). Gene Ontology annotation, cellular component: HAUS complex; spindle microtubule. Gene Ontology annotation, biological process: spindle assembly. Lineage: Eukaryota; Viridiplantae; Streptophyta; Magnoliopsida; Brassicales; Caricaceae. The record is from RefSeq and is a predicted model, not a curated record.
AGCCCUGCGAAAUUACAAUAUGACCCCCUGACCAUCUUCUACAGGUUACUGUACGGAUGUAUCAUCUCUAUGCUCUUAAGUUAACAUUCUGCCUUCUACCUUCGGCCGGCCGUUACUUUGUUCCUCCCUCUGAAGCAUUGUUAGAUCUGUUUAUCAUAUCUCUCUGAAUCUUGUUUCUUUUUAUUUUUUACUCUCUCUCUCUCUCUCUCUAAUAGUAGGUGCAUGUCAUCCAAUCACACGAGUACGGUGUUCUAUUCAGAUUUACGACUUCUUGAUUCAGUCUUGAACUGAAAGUGAAAGCCUAGGCUGUUGGGCAAUUCAGAGUUUAUUAGCUAUUUUGGCGACUUCUCCCUUCGGUUUCUCUCUACAAAGCUAGGGUUUUAGAAUGAUGGAGCUCUACGGUCUUCCUCAUUCUUAACUAAGUCUGUUUCGAAAUAUCAUCUCAUGAUAUUUUUUAGAUGUAAAAUAUCAAUUCCAACAUAGUCAUCCGAAGAAAGGCCUGAUUUGGAAAUUUACGACGUUUGGUAAGUAAAAUGCAGACCUCAUCAAGCUUGACAGCCCAGCCGGAGGCUAUUGUGGAUUGGCUUCAGAAGGAAAUGGGAUAUAGACCGUUGGGUCCGUACAGUGCAUCUAGCAAAUCGCACUCGCCUUCAGUUGAUUCACUAAGAAAGAUUUGCAGAGGGAAUAUGAUACCGGUGUGGAGUUUCUUGAUUAAUCGAGUGAAAUCGGAGAAAACUGUAGAGAAUAUAAGGAGAAAUAUAACGGUCCAUGGGGGUAGUAGUGAUGGUUCCAGUGGCAUUUCGGUUGGCGUUGGAAAAGAGGAGAGUAAGACUAAGGGAAGGAGGAAGGACAAGCAGCUUUCAGGGGAGAGUUCCAAUGUGGCCGAGAGCAGGGAGGUGGCAUUGCAAGAGAAAGAACUGGCUGCAAAGGAGGUCGAGAGAUUGAGGAACAUUGUGAGGAGGCAAAGGAAGGAUUUGAAGGCCAGGAUGUUGGAGGUUUCAAGGGAAGAAGCUGAAAGAAAGAGAAUGCUGGACGAGAGAGCUAAUUACAGGCAUAAACAGGUAAUGUUGGAAGCUUAUGAUCAACAGUGUGAUGAAGCUGCAAAGAUAUUUGCAGAGUAUCAUAAGCGUCUUCGACAAUAUGUUAAUCAAGCAAGGGAUGCUCAAAGGUUAAGCAUUGACUCAUCUACUGAAGUGGUUAACAGCGUCAAUGCACACAUUGAGAAGGAAGCUGUGUAUUCAACUGUUAAGGGAAAUAAAUCUGCUGAUGAUGUCAUUCUAAUUGAAACAACUCGGGAAAGAAAUGUCAGGAAGGCAUGUGAGUCUCUUGCAGCAAAUAUGAUUGAAAAAGUACGCAAUUCUUUCCCAGCAUAUGAAGGAAAUGGUAUUCAUUUGAGUCCUCAGUUGGAGGCUGCCAAGUUAGGCUUUGAAUUUGAUGGGGAAAUACCUGAUGAAAUUAGAACUGUUAUUGUCAAUUGCUUGAAGAAUCCUCCUCAGUUGCUUCAGGCAAUUACUACAUAUACCUUACGGCUUAAAACUCUGAUUUCAAGAGAAAUAGAAAAGAUUGAUGUUAGAGCAGAUGCAGAAACCUUAAGGUACAAGUAUGAGAACAACAGAGUUAUGGAAGUUUCUUCCCCUGAUGCAAGCUCGCCAUUAAGUUACCAACUUUAUGGUAAUGGGAAGAUAGGGGCAGAUAUACCUUCUAGAGGAACUCACAAUCAACUUCUUGAGAGACAGAAAGCACAUGUGCAACAAUUUUUGGCUACUGAAGAUGCACUGAACAAAGCUUCUGAAGCUCGAAAUUUGUGUCAGAAACUUAUAAAACGUUUACAUGGAUCAAAUGAUAUAGUUUCUUCGCACUCACUUGUUGGAGGCACAUCACAGAAUGUUGGCAGUCUUAGGCAAUUUGAGUUGGAAGUUUGGGCAAAGGAGAGAGAAGUUGCUGGUCUGAGGGCUAGCUUAAAUACGUUGAUAUCUGAAAUACAACGUUUGAAUAAAUUAUGUGCAGAAAGGAAAGAAGCUGAAGAUUCUUUGAGAAAGAAGUGGAAAAAGAUUGAAGAGUUUGAUGCCCGCAGAUCUGAGCUUGAAACCGUAUGUACUUCUCUCCUGAAGGCUAACAUGGAUGCAGCUGCAUUCUGGAAUCAGCAGCCACUUGCUUCAAGGGAGUAUGCAUCGAGCACCAUCAUUCCAGCAUGCAAUGUUGUUGUGGAAAUUUCAAAUAGUGCAAAAGAUCUCAUCGAACAAGAAGUUUCUGCUUUUUAUCGAAGUCCUGACAAUAGUCUAUAUAUGCUUCCAUCAACCCCGCAGGCACUUCUGGAUUCCAUGGGUGCCAAUGGAUCUACAGGACCUGAAGCUGUUGCUGCUGCAGAGAAGAAUGCUGCUUUACUGACUGCGAGGGCUGGUGCCAGGGAUCCAUCUGCAAUCCCAUCCAUCUGCCGUGUAUCUGCUGCUCUUCAAUAUCCUGCUGGCCUAGAUGGUUCAGAUUCUAGUUUGGCAUCAGUAUUAGAAUCUCUUGAGUUCUGCUUGAGACUACGUGGUUCUGAGGCUAGUGUUUUGGAAGAUUUGGCAAAGGCAAUCAACCUAGUCCACAUUCGGCAGGAUAUUGUUGAAAGUGGUCAUGCGUUAUUGAACCAUGCUUAUCGUGUUCAACAAGAAUAUGAAAGGACAACAAAUUUUUGUUUGAAUUUGGCUACUGAGCAAGAGAAAAUUGUUACGGAUACAUGGUUACCUGAACUUAAGACUGCAGUUUUGAGUGCUCAGAAGUGUUUGGAAGAUUGCAAAUAUGUGAGGGGUUUGCUAGACGAGUGGUGGGAGCAACCUGCCUCCACAGUUGUUGACUGGGUUACAGUUGAUGGGCAGAAUGUCGCAGCUUGGCAUAAUCAUGUGAAGCAGCUUCUUGCAUUUUAUGAUAAGGAGCUCUUGUGAAGAUAAUUGCCACAAAAACAAUUUCCUUGAUUGCAUGUCAACGUGGUGGAUAUCUUUAACCUGUAGUCUUAUCCGAAGCAAAUUAGAAUGUUAGACAUUCUUGGGGUUGCCAGAGAGCACAUUUUCAAUUUUAUUUGAUGGGCAUAUCAGAUUAGGAUGAAGUUGAGGCACUUGUUGAGGACACCGUUGCAACUUGAUUGGCGGUCAAGGAUGUUGCCAGGGUCUUCACAAAAUGGGAAUUGAUGUACAGCCUAGUGAUCAUCUUCUCAUUUGAUGGCUAAUUUGUAUAGAAGUCUCCUUUUGUAGCC